CGCUUUGCCUUUGAUCGCCCACGGACGGUCCGGGGACCGGUGGCGAAGGCUCGGAGGGCCCAGGUGGGCUCUGCUUCAGCGCCAUUGAAGGCGCCGCCGGCUCCUCCCUCCCGCGGACGUCUUUUGGGGAGGGGAGGAGGGAGGCAGCGUUGCAGUUUGCAGCAAUGGUAGAGGCAGCGAAGGAGGCGGGAGGCAGCUCUGGCGAGAAGGAGGGGAUGAUCUCGUUGUCGCCGCCGCCGCCGCCACCGCCUCGGUCCCGGGAGAUCGCCGCCCAGCGCUAGUGGAGAAGCCGCCAAUAUUGCGACCAAGUCUUUCCCCUUCUUCAGCCCCAUCGCCAUGUCGACCAAAGCGGAGCAGUUUGCUUCCAAGAUCCGGUACUUGCAAGAAUACCAUAAUCGUGUCCUUCACAACAUUUAUCCUGUCCCCUCUGGAACUGACAUUGCAAACACACUGAAAUACUUUUCUCAAACAUUACUAAGCAUUUUGUCCCGCACAGGGAAGAAGGAGAAUCAAGAUGCCUCCAAUUUGACAGUGCCCAUGACCAUGUGUCUUUUUCCUGUGCCAUUCCCACUCACCCCAUCUCUAAGACCACAGGUCAGUUCCAUCAACCCUACUGUUACUCGCUCCCUCCUUUACAGCGUCCUGCGAGAUGCUCCCACUGAACGCGGCCAGCAAAGUCGUGAUGCACAGUUAUCAGACUACCCAUCAUUGGACUAUCAAGGACUCUACGUGACAUUGGUGACUCUGCUGGAUCUAGUACCUUUGCUACAACAUGGGCAACAUGAUCUGGGCCAGUCAAUUUUUUACACAACCACUUGUUUGUUACCUUUUCUCAAUGAUGACAUUUUGAGUACUUUACCGUACACAAUGAUCUCCACAUUGGCCACGUUCCCGCCAUUUCUGCACAAAGAUAUCAUAGAGUAUCUCAGCACAUCUUUCUUGCCCAUGGCUAUAUUGGGCUCUUCGCGAAGAGAAGGGGUACCUGCUCAUGUUAAUCUUUCUGCAUCUUCUAUGCUAAUGAUUGCAAUGCAGUAUACAUCCAACCCUGUGUACCACUGUCAGUUACUGGAAUGCCUUAUGAAGUACAAACAAGAAGUAUGGAAAGACUUGCUUUAUGUAAUAGCAUAUGGCCCCUCUCAAGUAAAACCACCUGCAGUACAAAUGCUUUUCCACUACUGGCCCAACCUAAAACCUCCAGGGGCAAUAAGUGAAUAUCGAGGCCUGCAAUACACAGCAUGGAAUCCCAUACACUGUCAGCACAUUGAAUGCCAUAAUGCCAUUAACAAGCCAGCAGUAAAGAUGUGCAUCGAUCCUUCCUUAUCUGUGGCUCUGGGUGAUAAACCACCACCCCUCUACCUUUGUGAAGAAUGCAGCCAGAGGAUUGCGGGGGAUCACAGUGAAUGGCUGAUUGAUGUUCUUUUACCACAAGCUGAAAUUUCUGCUAUAUGCCAAAAAAAGAACUGCAGCUCACAUGUUAGAAGGGCUGUGGUCACAUGUUUCUCUGCUGGCUGCUGUGGUCGCCAUGGGAACAGGCCAGUGCGCUACUGCAAACGAUGCCACUCAAACCAUCAUAGCAGUGAAGUUGGAGCAACGGCUGAGACUCAUCUCUACCAGACAUCACCACCUCCGAUCAAUACUCGUGAGUGUGGUGCCGAGGAGCUAGUGUGUACUGUUGAAGCUGUCAUCAGCUUGUUGAAAGAGGCUGAAUUCCAUGCUGAACAAAGAGAGUAUGAACUCAACCGUAGGAGGCAGUUGGGUUUGUCCUCGUCACAUCACUCUCUGGAUAACACAGACUUUGAUAACAAAGAUGAUGACAAGCAUGACCAGCGUCUUCUGAGUCAAUUUGGAAUCUGGUUCUUGGUAAGCCUCUGUACUCCUAGUGAGAACACCCCCACAGAGAGUUUAGCACGGCUUGUCAGCAUGGUCUUCCAGUGGUUCCACUCCACUGCAUACAUGAUGGAUGAUGAAGUGGGGAGCCUUGUGGAGAAACUCAAACCCCAAUUUGUCACCAAGUGGCUGAAGACAGUGUGUGAUGUUCGGUUUGAUGUCAUGGUGAUGUGUCUACUUCCUAAGCCAAUGGAGUUUGCAAGGGUGGGUGGAUACUGGGACAAAUCCUGUAGCACCGUCACACAGUUAAAGGAAGGCCUGAAUCGGAUCCUGUGCUUGAUUCCAUACAAUGUGAUAAACCAGUCUGUGUGGGACUGUAUUAUGCCAGAGUGGCUGGAAGCCAUCAGGACUGAAGUCCCAGAUAAUCAACUGAAGGAGUUCAGGGAAGUAUUAAGCAAAAUGUUUGAUAUUGAGCUGUGCCCACUCCCUUUUUCCAUGGAGGAGAUGUUUGGUUUCAUCAGCUGUCGGUUCACAGGUUACCCUUCAUCUGUACAAGAACAAGCAUUACUCUGGCUCCAUGUGUUAUCUGAAUUAGAUAUUGUGGUUCCUCUUCAAUUGCUAAUCAGUAUGUUUUCAGAUGGUGUUAAUUCUGUGAAAGAGCUGGCGAAUCAGAGGAAGUCAAGAGUCAGUGAGUUGACUGGGAAUCUUGCAGCCCGAAGGGUGAGCAUUGCCUCUGAUCCAGGACGCAGAAUGCAGCAUAAUACACUAAGUCCAUUCCCAAGUCCAUUUCAAAGUCCGUUUCGCAGCCCAAUGCGCAGCCCUUUUCGUAGCCCUUUUAAGAACUUUAGUCAUCCAGGAGGAGGAGGAGGAGGAAGGGCCAUUGAUUUCGACUGUGAUGAUGAUGAAAUGAACUUGAAUUGCUUCAUCCUGAUGUUUGAUCUCAUCUUGAAGCAGAUGGAACUGCAAGAUGAUGGCAUUACCUUAGGUUUAGAGAACAGCAUCUCCAAAGACAUCAUUUCGAUCAUCAGCAAUGUGUUCCAGGCCCCCUGGGGUGGUUCCCACACCUGCCAAAAAGACGAGAAAGCCGUUGAAUGUAAUUUGUGUCAGUCGAGUAUCUUGUGCUACCAGUUGGCUUGUGAGCUGUUGGAGAGGCUGGCUCCCAAAGAAGAAAUCAGGCUUGUGGAACCAACAGACAAUUUGGAAGACAGCCUUCUGUAUUCCAGACCUGAGUUCAUUAUAGGAACUGAAGGGGAAGCAGAGAACAAAUCAGCACCUAAGCAUGGAGAAAACCCAGGAAAUCACACAGAGACAACAGAAAAUACAGCUGCCAUAAAAAAUGACACUGAGAGAAAAUUCUGCUACCAGCAACUCCCGGUGACACUGAAACUCAUCUAUACAAUAUUGCAGGAAAUGGCACGAUUUGAAGAGCCAGAUAUUCUGUUUAAUAUGCUGAACUGCUUGAAGAUUCUCUGUCUUCACGGGGAAUGUUUAUACAUUGCAAGAAAAGAUCAUCCUCAAUUUUUAGCUCACAUUCAGGAUCACAUGCUAAUUGCCAGUUUAUGGAGAGUUGUGAAGUCUGAGUUCUCCCAGCUUUCUUCACUGGCAGUACCCCUUCUUCUUCAUGCUCUGUCGCUUCCACAUGGAGCUGAUAUUUUCUGGACAAUCAUCAAUAGCAACUUCAAUAGCAAAGACUGGAAGGUCAGAUUUGAAGCAGUUGAGAAAGUAGCUGUGCUGUGCAGGUUCCUGGACAUUCAUUCUGUGACCAAAAACCACUUGCUGAAAUACUCCUUGGCACAUGCCUUUUGCUGCUUUCUGACAGCCGUGGAGGAUGUGAAUCCAGCUGUUGCCACAAGAGCAGGGCUCUUAUUGGAUACCAUAAAGAGGCCAGCUUUGCAGGGUUUAUGCCUUUGCCUUGAUUUCCAGUUUGAUACAGUUGUCAAGGACAGACCUACAAUCCUUAGCAAGCUCUUGCUGCUUCAUUUUCUCAAGCAAGACAUUCCAGCUUUGAGCUGGGAAUUCUUUGUGAAUCGAUUUGAGACUCUGUCUCUUGAAGCACAGCUUCACCUGGACUGCAACAAGGAAUUCCCUUUCCCAACUACAAUCACAGCUGUCCGGACGAACGUUGCCAACUUAAGCGAUACGGCAAUGUGGAAGAUCAAGAGGGCCCGCUUUGCUCGGAACCGGCAGAAGAGUGUGCGCUCAUUGAGGGACAGCGUCAAAGGCCCAGUGGAAUCCAAGAGGGCACUUUCUCUCCCAGAAACCCUGACCACCAAAAUCCCAGCAAGGCUGACAAGACAUGAACAGUCAGCUCCAGCUCUGGGUGGGACACCAGAACAAACACAAGCAGGGCAGCCAUCUCCAGAGAAUGAUAACACAAUAAAGGACCUUCUUCCAGAAGAUGCUGGCAUUGAUCAUCAGACUGUCCACCAACUCAUUACUGUGUUGAUGAAAUUUAUGGCAAAGGAUGAGAGCAGUGCUGAGUCGGACAUCAGCAGUGCCAAAGCUUUCAAUACUGUGAAGCGGCACUUAUACGUCUUGCUGGGUUAUGACCAACAGGAAGGAUGCUUCAUGAUUGCACCUCAGAAAAUGCGUGUUUCGACAUGCUUUAAUGCUUUUAUUGCAGGGAUUGCCCAGGUGAUGGAUUAUAAUAUUAACUUGGGGAAACACCUCCUCCCUUUAGUGGCUCAGGUGCUGAAGUACUGCUCAUGCCCCCAGCUCAGACAUUAUUUCCAGCAACCACCCCGCUGUUCCCUCUGGUCUCUUAAGCCUCAUAUUCGCCAGAUGUGGCUGAAGGCACUACUUGUCAUCCUGUAUAAGUAUCCUUAUAGAGACUGUGAGGUCAGCAAAGCUGUGUUGCAUCUCAUCCAUAUAACAAUCAACACCCUCAACGCCCAGUAUCAUAGCUGCAAACCUCAUGCCUCAGCGGGCCCUUUGUAUAGUGACAACAGCAAUGUAAGCAGAUACAGCGAAAAGGAAAAAGCGGAAGAAGAUAGUGUCUUUGAUGAAUCUGACAUUCAUGAUACACCCACUGGUACAACCAACAAUAAAGAGUCACAGACCUUCUUUGCAAGACUGAAAAGAAUAGGAGGCAGCAAAAUGGUGAAAUACCAGCCAGUUGAGAUGAAUGCUCAGAGAAGUGAAAUCGAGCUGGCUGAGUACAGAGAAACGGGCAUAUUGCAGGAUAAUAUUCUUCACUGUGUGAGAGAAGAAAGCUUUCAGAAAAAGAAACUGCGCUCUCUCAAACAAAAAUCUCUUGAUAUUGGAAAUGCAGAUUCCUUGCUGUUUACGUUAGAUGAACACCGUCGCAAGUCGUGUAUAGACCGCUGCGACUUAGAGAAGCCAUCUGCUACUACUGCCUACACCACUCUGAGGCAGAAUGAUUAUGGACAACCUCAGCAGAAUUCCUCCACCAAGGCAGAAGAUGGAAAUAAAGAACAGAAGGAGAAUCCCCCAGCUGUACCAGAAAAAAACUUAACUAGACGAAGGCCUAUCAUACCAGAAGUCAGGUUAAGCUGCAUGGAGCCGUUUGAAGUGAAAAUAGAUUCACCUGCGAAAUCUCCUCCCAAGGAAGACUUAGAUCUAAUAGAUCUGUCUUCUGACUCAACAUCAGGGCCUGAAAAGCAAUCAGUUGUUUCCAAUUCAGACAGUGACUCAUUGGUCUUUGAGCCCCUCCCUCCCCUCCGAAUUGUUGAGAGUGAUGAGGAAGAAACAGAUGUCACAGAUCAACUGAAUGAGGGUGUCUCUGGGAAGACCGCUACCUCGUCUCCAUCAAGUCCCACUCAUGCCUCUGUGUUGAGCCUCAGCAUAACCCCUCUUGUACAGCUGAGCAUUGAAGAUUGCUCCAAAGAUGUAACUCCUCCAGCAAGUGAUAUUGUCUCAGUUGCUCAGGAGGCAGUAUCUUCAGCUACCAAGGAUGGUCAGAAAGAUAUUGACGAGCUAACUAAGCCAAAAGAAGUUAAAGAGACAUCCUUGGGCAGCCCCCUGACACUAAAACAGAAACGGGAUCUGCUGCAGAAGUCAUUUGCUCUUCCAGAGAUGUCCAUUGAUGAUAGCUCAGAGUUAUCCAUUGAAGAAAUUAAACCUCUAGGACCUUCUCCUAGUUCCAGUGGGAAAACAGUCUUCAUUAAGGUCCCUGAGGACUCUGAGGACCAAACUGAGAGCGAUAAGCCUGAUGCCAGUGCUGAGUCUGAUACAGAACAAAAACAAGAGGAAGAAGAGUCAGAAUUUAAAAUCCAAAUCGUUCCUCGACAAAGGAAACAAAGGAAGAUUGCAGUGAGCGCCAUCCAGAGGGAAUACCUUGACAUUUCCUUCAACAUCUUAGACAAGCUGGGUGAACAGAAAGAGACAGAUGCAUCAGAUAAAGUACUUUCAAUGCUGGAAAUGUCAAGGGAAUCAUCUUCUGCUCCCACCCUCGAGGCAGGUGUGCCAGAGAUGAGCAGUCACUCUUCCAUAUCCAAUCAGUUCCGACAGAUGAAAAGGGGUUCCUUGGGAGCACUGACCAUGAACCAACUCAUGAAGAGGCAACUGGAACACCAGUCAAGUGCUCCUCACAACAUUAGCACUUGGGAUACUGAACAAAUGCAGCAUGGGAAGAGGCCGUGCAAUGUCUCAGUUUGCCUAAACCCUGACCUGGAGGGACCACCACUAAGAAUCAGAGGUGCCACAAAAUCCAGCUUGCUAUCAGCACCCAGCAUUGUCAGCAUGUUUGUACCAGCACCAGAAGAUUUCAUUGAUGACCAGCCUACCAUGAUGACUGACAAGUGUCAUGACUGUGGAGCCAUCCUGGAAGAGUACGAUGAAGAAACAUUAGGUCUGGCCAUAGUGGUUCUCUCCACAUUUAUUCACCUCAGCCCAGAUCUGGCUGCUCCUUUGUUGCUAGAUAUCAUGCAGUCUGUAGGAAGGUUGGCUUCAAGUACCAAUUUUUCCAAUCAAGCCGAAAGUAUGAUGAUCCCAGGGAAUGCUGCUGGAGUGGCCAAGCAGUUUCUCCGUUGUGUUUUCCACCAACUGGCUCCCAAUGGUAUAUUUCCCCAGCUGUUUCAGAGCAACAUCAAAGAUGGAAGUUUUUUACGGACCUUGGCCACAUCCCUUAUGGAUUUUAAUGAACUGAGCUCCAUAGCUGCCUUGAGCCAGCUCCUAGAGGGCUUAAACAACAAAAAGAAUUUGCCAGCAGGGGGCGCAAUGUUACGCUGUUUGGAGAACAUUGCUACCUUUAUGGAAGCUUUGCCGAUGGAUUCCCCAAGCAACCUCUGGACCACCAUCAGCAACCAGUUCCAGACUUUCUUUACGAAAUUGCCUUGCGUUUUGCCACUUAAGUGUUCUUUAGAUUCCGGUUUAAGGAUAAUGAUCGGUUUGCUCAAGAUACCUACCAGCAGUGCUGCCAGGAGUCUCUUGGAGCCAUUUUCAAAAUUGCUGAGCUUCAUCAUUCAGAACGCUGUCUUCACCCUGGCCUAUUUGGUAGAACUCUGUGGCUUAUGUCACAGAGCUUUCACUAAGGAAAGAGAUAAGUUCUACUUAACCCGCAGUGUCAUCUUAGAAUUACUACAGGCCCUGAAGUUGAAAUCACCUUUGCCAGAUACAAACCUGCUGCUCCUGGUCCAGUUUGUUUGUGCAGAUGCUGGAACAAAACUAGCUGAAUCAAUGAUCUUGCACAAGCAGAUGAUUACGUCCCUCCCUGGUUGUGCAACGGCAGCAAUGGAAUGUAUGAGACAAUACAUUGGAGAGGUUUUGGAUUUUAUUGCUGAUAUGCAUACUUUGACCAAGCUGAAGAGUCACAUGAAAACAUGUUCCCAGCCCCUGCAUGAAGAUACUUUUGGUGGGCACUUGAAGGUUGGCUUAGCUCAGAUCGCUGCUAUGGAAAUCUCGCGUGGUAAUCACAGGGAUAACAAGGCUGUGGUGCGUUAUUUGCCUUGGCUAUAUCAUCCUCCAUCUGCAAUGCAACAAGGACCCAAAGAAUUCAUUGAAUGUGUAUCUCACAUCCGGCUGCUCUCGUGGCUCCUUCUGGGGUCCUUGACACAUAAUGUUGUCUGUCCAAAUUCUCCUUUAGUCUGUAUGCCCAUUCCACUGGAUGCAGGCUCUCAUGUUGCUGAUCAUCUAAUUGUGAUCCUGAUUGGAUUUCCAGAACAGUCCAAGACCUCCGUCUUGCACAUGUGUUCCCUUUUCCAUGCCUUUAUCUUUGCUCAGCUGUGGACAGUAUAUUGCGAACAAGCAGCAGUGGCUCCCACAGUCCAGAACCAAAAUGAAUUUAGCUUCACAGCGAUCCUCACCGCCCUGGAGUUCUGGAGCCGCGUGACGCCGAGCAUUCUCCAGCUAAUGGCACAUAACAAGGUGAUGGUGGAGAUGGUGUGUCUCCAUGUGAUCAGCUUAAUGGAGGCUUUGCAGGAAUGUAAUUCCACUAUAUUUGUCAAGCUCAUCCCAAUGUGGCUCCCAAUGAUUCAGUCGAAUCUAAAGCACUUAUCUGCUGGCCUGCAGCUCCGCCUCCAAGCCAUCCAGAACAAUGUAAACCACCAUAGCCUUAGAAUGUUACAGGGAUCCGUCCAGAUGAACACAAACUCCUCCGUUCUCCGCAAAUGGCUUCAGUGCACCCAGUUCAAAAUGGCUCAAGUGGAAAUCCAGUCAUCAGAAGCAGCAUCUCAGUUUUAUCCUUUAUGACCCAAGAAGGAUGUUCUAGGAAUUUAUGUUUGGUCUAGCAAUAAUAGGGCUAAAGCUAUAAGACAAAAGGCCAUCUUUAAAAAGUAGAUAAUAGUACUGUAGCUACACAUUCCUGUUGUUUUCUUGUAGGCAUAUAGAAAUAGGGGGGAACAGGUUAAUAGAGAAUGGCCUGGCUGUGCCCACCUAUCAGUGCAAGUGUGUUGUCGCUGUGGCACAUGAAAUUGUAUGACGAGGCUGAUCUCGCAAAUGGCGUUCGCUAAUUUAGGCCUGAGCUAAUUUGUGUAGCAAGAUGUUUAAAUAGACAUGUUUCCAAAUGUUUCCCUUUUUAUUUACAAGGAAAAGCCUUCUCCCUUCUUAUUUUUUUUAUAGAUUUACAUACCACAGUUGCGUGUUUUCACAGAUGCCUCUGAGUGUUCUUUGAUGCCGCUCUUUUUACACAUUAACAAAAUAAGCAGGGUUUUCGAUAUCUUCUAAAUACUUUGUUGUUUGAUCUCGUUUUGAAACUCAGACUCGGAAAUGCAAUAACGCUUGCCACAAUGAGUAAUGAAGAGUUUUCUGCAGGGUUUUCUUUUUGUUUCCAAAUGAUCACAUUACAGAGGGUGGCUGGCUGGCUGGCUGGCUGAGGGAUUAUAAUUUUUCCAAGCCCUGGAUAGAAGCCAAUGACUUUCAAGCGAGCCUGCACCUUUGGGUGGAUUGUUUGGCCCUUGAAUCAGGAUCCGUAGCUUCAGGAGGAACCAUGUAAAGUGCCAGGAGACCAAAGAAAGUGAGAGGGACUCCUGUCUGCCCUGGAAUCUCUAUAUUUAUUGACACACAUUCCAUUGGCAGGGCUGGGAAGAAGAAUUUCUUAUUACCUUUGAGGAGAUACAUUAAUCAUAGCCUGCCUUUCCACCAUGGGAGAUAAGGCAGUUUAACCUUGUUCUCUUUCUCCCUCAUUUUAUCCUCAGAACUACCUUGUAAGAAAGGUCAGGCUAAGUGAGAGUGAUGGGUUCAAGAUUACCCUCAGGAGUUUCCAGACUCCAUGGGGACUGAAACCUGCAUCUCCUGUGUCUCAUUCUAGCACGCUAACCACUACACUAUACCGGAUAGUAGAAUUAGUGCUGGCAUUUUGCCUAAGGAACUGAAUACAGAGGAAGCCAAUCCCCCCGGACUACGAAGUGCACUUAGGAAUUAGGUGGUUCAACUGUGUCUGUUCACUUGUCUCUUUACUUUAAGAACUGUUAAGUUAAAUACUUGUAACUGUGUUUUGUUGCUGAUAAUUUUCCUGCGGCCCUUAAACUAAGUAACCCAGUGUACAGGACAAUCUGUAUAGUACAACCUGUAUUUUAUUUUCUUCAACAAUUGUACACAGUAAGAUUCAAACUAAGCCCCAUUCCUGUGGCCAUUGGGGAGAUCACAAAUGCUACAGGCUUCCGUAGGGAAAAGGCUUGGCGUUGUAGAUUUGCAAAUAGUACAUAAAAUUGUAGAAACACUGCAUAGAAAGUGAUGUUAAAUAUUUUUAAAAAAUGAAUUUUAAUAACAUUGAGAAAGACUGAUCCACUGAACUGUACAGAAAAGCCACCUGUUUCUUUGCAGGAGACUUGGACUGGAACAGUUAAACUCCUUGUAAUUAAGAUUUAACCUUUUCUAAAAUAUAUACAAACAUAAUUGAGAUUUACUGUAUUUAUUGCAUAAAUCCUUUGAAUAAAGGAGUAAAAACUGAAGCUUUGUAUUGAAAUACUGUAAAAUGCAUAACUCUUUACUACUGUAUUUAAUGAUACUUGGUUAUUAUUUUACUUCAAAUAA
Molecule: messenger RNA, 10257 nt
Organism: Pogona vitticeps (central bearded dragon)
Lineage: Eukaryota; Metazoa; Chordata; Lepidosauria; Squamata; Agamidae
Source: RefSeq, a predicted model, not a curated record